AACUGGCCGUUUGGGGAAGGCGUGCAUCUCGGCCCGCCAGCUAAGCCCAGACCAUCACGGUCAUGUGACCGUGACGCGAAACACAUGUCUUCGCACGCUCGAAACCGAACUUACCCCAGAACCGCCGCGUACAUCGCUUCGCUGUCGACAACGACGACCUCAAGCCCUUCUUCAACGACGACAACCACGCCCUUUUACGACGAUGCCCAAACACUCCUUGACACACCCUUCCGUACCCGCCUCUGCCCCUUCCUCCCCCGUCGUCACACGCAAGUCUGAGCGUAAUCCCCCUGCGACCCCGCAGCGUUCCCUCCCUCGUCCAAGCGUUAGACACUUCCAAUCGCCUUACACGCCCGCCACGACCCUUUCUACACCAUAUACCCCCGUCAGUCUUAGAUCUGCACCCUCCUCCAAUGGUUCUAGCCUGGCCACCCCAGCUUCCAUAGCCGGCAACAACCGGCGUCUCAGUUUGAAUCUCUCGCCUGAAGUCAGUUUUCAAGGAAAACCAUCAAGUAAAAAGAGCCUGGCGGAUAUUGCCGACAACUGGAGGACGCGUGCGAAUGAGAACGGAAUCAAAGUUGCACCAAGUGAGGAAUCUCAAUUUGCUGAUGACGAAGAUGACCUAGAUAAUUGCAGCUUCUUCUCUAACGACAAGGCUCUCCUCCCAGCUCCCUUCUUGUCUACCCAGCGCCGCGCCCGUGCCCUUUCUUAUGCCCAGCCUCAAAUUCAUUCCACGCCUCUGGCCCAGAUACCCAACCCAUCGCAGUUAUCGACUCCCGGACGGAUGACUUUCGCUCAAUCUCUUGCUCUCUCUCCUGCAUUUCUCAAUACCCCGCCUCCCAAACCAGCCGUUGCAAACCAGUUUAGGCUGAGAGGCAGUGUGACUGAUCCCGCGCAGACACGUCGCCGACCUGCUUUUGGACAGUUGCAGAAUACAGAGCUCUGCGAUAUCGACGAGGAUGAGUUCGCACCAUAUCCGCAAACGUUCCCAAAUGUAGCAUCGCAAACUCUGCCUCUCGCUUUUCACGAUUCUUUCGAUUAUUCCAAUCCUUCUGAGUCUCUAUCAUUUUACGACACCAUUCCGGAACAGUAUGAGGAGAUAAAGCCAGUCACCAUACCCGAAGCGCCCCUUGCAUGCUCAGUCUGUGGAUUGGCUAAUGGAGCUCUGGCUUUAUUGGAGCCAUGCUCCCACCCGCUCUGCUCGGCGUGUCUUACAAGCGCGUUGAACAUUGUCGGUGAAAAGGAUAUGGAAUGUGCUGUCUGUAACGCCAAAGUAGAUGACUUCAAACUUCAAAACUUCAACGGGAUUCCUUCUAGCACCUCCAACAAAAGGAAGCCCAUCGUGCAAUCCAACGACGCAUACAAUCAGUCUUUCGCUUUCCUCGACAAUGGUUUCGAAGAUUUCAUUGAUCGUGCACAGGGCGCAUCAACGCCUGUCGCUGGAAUGCGCUCGGCAUCUGGCAGAAAGGCGUCCAAACCGGAGGAACGUGCUGUUCUUCGUAUCGAUAACGUUCCUUGGGAUAUCACCCCUCCAGCUAUUGCUGCGUGGCUGAAACAUCCAGUUGAACGCGUUCACGUUCUUUUGGAUCGCAAGGGGAAGACCCUCAGUCAUGCAUAUGCAGAAAUGGUAUCCCCGGAAGCAGCCAAAGCAGCAUUGCGCAGUUCACAGAACUCCGUACUCGGUCGCGGCAAGCGGGCUCGAGGAGUGACUGUGACCAGAAGCAAUCAAGAGGAACUGAUGAGAGCACUCUUUCCCUCGUGGCAGGGCAACUUUGAUGGGGCCCGCCCUUCCUUGGCAGGGUUGAGUAACGAGCAUGUCAUUUCUACGCUCCAGCAGGGUCUCAUUUCCGAUCUUGAGCUGAAAUCGCUCUUGCAUCUCAUCAAGUCUCCCGAUAGUCACUUCCUGAAAGUCCCUUCUUUGCCUUUCCAUUCCCUCAUGAGUAUUCUUUCCAAGUUCCCUGCCGACGACGAUAGUCGAGUCUUCUGGUCCGGCUCGUUGAGAGAUUCCCUCUAUGAUGUCACCUUUGCUGCAGUUCAAGUCCUUCUUACUCGCGUUGAAGACAACCCGUUCUCGGAGUGGACUAGUCUUUUAGCGCAACUCGUCCGCGCUGCGAUGGACUGUCAAGCUUUCACGUCUGAGCAGAUGAGCAAGCUCUCCGAUAUUCUCGAGGCCGCUCUUCCCCAAUCCACCUCAUCCCCUCGCAGCUCACGUACUGCCACUCGCACUCCAGAUUCUCUCCGGUUCACUCCCGAGCUUGAGUCACCUCGUCGUAUCGGCAAAGCCGACAACCUCAUCUACGAGGAUAAUUCGCCUUUCGGCGAGCUCGCAAAAGAGUUUGGCGUUGAGGCUCACUUGGUCGAAGCGCUGGCGCAGCGACUCUCUAGAUUGUCUUAAUCACGCAUCAACUUCAUCGCACUCACAGUUCUCUCCAUCCAUGCAUUCUUUCCACUGUCUCAUCUUCACGUCGUGUUCAAUCAGGAUAUCGUAACAUGGACCUACCGCUUUUUAUUCUUCAUCCAUUGUAUGCUGAGCAUCCUUUCAUGUUGUCAGUAAUUAUGUUAUGGAAGCCUCGUUUCAUCGUUUCACCAGCUGUCUUAUCGUCUCCCUCCCUCCGCCGUGUUACUCGUAAUGUCGUAUACAUAGAAACGUUUCGUUGCGUUGCGUUCGUGUCCCGUUCUGCCUUCGCUUUGUGUAUUUGCUGUGGAAUCCCGUUGUCGUUCCAUGUGUCUAUCCUUGCAGCAGCCAUCGAGUAAGAUUAGUGUCUGUAUGUUGUCAAUGUAUGUUCGUUGAAGUUGUGAAGUUUCAAGCCGCUUGAGCACCUCACGUAUCGCCCUUUAAGGCUUACAGCGAUAGCCAGAGAAAUGUUAUUUUUCUUAUGUAGAUGUCCCGGAUUGAACAAAAUACGUCUGAUCUU
Molecule: messenger RNA, 2915 nt
Organism: Somion occarium
Lineage: Eukaryota; Fungi; Basidiomycota; Agaricomycetes; Polyporales; Cerrenaceae
Source: the annotation of a GenBank genome assembly